AUGAAGGAAAACAAGAGGAGGGGAGUGGCGGAUUCUCGUUUACGUUCGCGAGAACGAGAACCGAGCGCGGGCGCCCGUCUUAUCGUACAAACAAUGCUCUCAUUCUCCUCCUCCUCCGCCUCCUCCGCCCCCUCCCCGCCAUCUUCCCCCCCCCGCCCCCAAACAGGUCCUCUGCGGCCUUCCACCGUGUUCAUCGUCGUCGUGCGAUAG
This is a messenger RNA of Heterobasidion irregulare TC 32-1, 210 nucleotides long. RefSeq lists its product as uncharacterized. The record is from RefSeq and is a predicted model, not a curated record. Lineage: Eukaryota; Fungi; Basidiomycota; Agaricomycetes; Russulales; Bondarzewiaceae. The transcript has 2 exons. The coding region runs from base 1 to 210 and encodes 69 amino acids.